This is a messenger RNA of Scleropages formosus (Asian bonytongue), 6054 nucleotides long. RefSeq names its product mitogen-activated protein kinase kinase kinase 2 (gene map3k2). NCBI's taxonomy places the organism in Eukaryota, Metazoa, Chordata, Actinopteri, Osteoglossiformes, Osteoglossidae. Gene Ontology annotation, biological process: protein phosphorylation. The coding region runs from base 435 to 2342 and encodes 635 amino acids. The record is from RefSeq and is a predicted model, not a curated record. Gene Ontology annotation, molecular function: protein kinase activity; protein binding; ATP binding. The transcript is spliced from 17 exons.
UGCGCGUUCCCCUUCCAGCGGUGUCUGCUGCGUUACCUAGGGGUGGACGCGCGCAGUAGCAGCGUGGAAAGCGAGCGUUUUGUGAAACUUCAGGAUUUCUGUCCGCAAGUCUGCUUUCUCAGGAUAAGGCGCUGUCGACGCCCCCAACGCAGCAGCGGUGAACGAGAGCAGACGGUUAGUCGUUUGAACGGUUAGAUCGCGAGCCAGGGGGGAGGGGGAGAGCGUGUGAUCGAGAGCGCGCGCGCGCGGGGCCUGCGUGGAGCAACAGCGAGACCGUGCUCCGCAGCCGCGGACUCGACUGGAAGUUCCGGCCGGAUCCCUGACUGUCCGCGCCGACCGAGUCGCCCGUCGUCAGGGCCGAGGCUCUCGUCGCCGGCCCUGUGGAUGAGGAAGUAAACGGAAACAAGUCACCCAGGAGUAAGGAGCCCCUUUGAAUGGGAGAAUCCUCGGCCCUGGGCUCCUGGGUUAAGUCGCAUGCCGUAAUGGACGAGGCGUUGAAUUCAAUCAUGCAGGACCUGGCUGAGCUGCACCGCUCCAGCCGACCCGCUUUGUCUCUGGCUGACCUGGGCAAGCCAAAGGCUUCCUCACCCAAGAACCAGAACGAUGUUCGAGUAAAGUUUGAGUACCGAGGGGAGAAGAGGAUUUUGCAGUUCCCACGACCAGUCAAAUUGGAUGACUUGAAGUUCAAGGCCAAGGUGGCUUUUGGUCAGGCUAUGGACCUACACUACACAAACAAUGAGUUGGUUAUCCCCUUAUCCACACAAGAUGACCUGGAUAAGGCAGUUGAGUUGCUUGAUCGCAGCGUUCACAUGAAAAGCCUCAAGAUCCUGUUGGUGCUGCAGGCAUCAAUGCAGAGCUGUACUAGUAAUAUGGAGCUGUUGCCCAACCUUGAGAACCUGGACAACACAGCGUUUCGGGGGACAGACAAGAAAUCCUCACUGCCUUUAAUUGGUUCGCACUCCACAGAUCGGAGCUCACCUCCUCCAGGAUACAUCCCUGACGCCUUACAGCAGGUGGCCCGGAAUGGCUCCUUCACCAGCAUCAACAGUGAGGGCGAGUUCAUCCCUGAGAGCAUGGACCAGAUGUUAGACCCUCUGUCCAUGAGUAGUCCUGAGAACUCUGCUUCAGGAAGCUGUCCGUCCCUCGACAGCCCACUGGACAGUGACAGUUAUCCCAAGUCCCGCAUGCCCCGAGCCCAGAGUUACCCUGACAACCAUCAGGAAUUCACAGAUUUUGAUAUCCCUGUUUUUGAGAAAACCGGGAAAGGGGGUACAUACCCACGGCGCUACCACAUCUCAUUUGGUCAUCAGGACUACAGUGAUGGGAGGAAGACAUUCCCACGAGCACGCCGUACCCAAGGCCAUAGCUUCCGCUCCCCAGUAAGCUUCAGCCCCACGGAACAGUCUUUGAGCACCAGCAGUGGUAGCAGCAUCUUCACUCCUGAGUUAGAGGAGGCAGGCCGUCGCCGCCGUGGCAGUGACAUUGACGCUGGCCCGAUGCUAUCUGUCAUGGACAUUAGUCCUCCUAGCCGCUCACCUCGUGCGCCUACUAACUGGCGGCUGGGAAAACUGCUUGGCCAGGGUGCUUUCGGCCGGGUCUACCUCUGUUAUGAUGCCGACACUGGCCGCGAAUUGGCUGUCAAGCAGGUCCAGUUUGACCCUGACAGUCCAGAGACUAGCAAGGAGGUGAGUGCUCUGGAAUGUGAGAUCCAGCUGCUUAAGAACUUGUUUCACGAGAGGAUUGUACAAUACUACGGUUGCCUGCGAGAUGUGCAGGAGAAAACGCUGUCCAUCUUCAUGGAAUAUAUGCCUGGGGGAUCUAUUAAGGACCAAUUGAAGUCCUAUGGAGCCUUGACGGAAAAUGUAACACGCAAAUACACGCGCCAGAUCCUGGAGGGAGUGUCCUAUCUGCACAGUAACAUGAUUGUGCACAGAGACAUCAAAGGGGCCAAUAUCCUGAGAGAUUCUGCUGGAAACGUGAAGCUGGGUGACUUUGGUGCGAGUCGGCGCUUGCAGACAAUCUGUCUUUCUGGCACAGGGAUCAAGUCAGUCACUGGAACCCCUUACUGGAUGAGCCCAGAAGUAAUAAGUGGAGAGGGCUAUGGCAGGAAGGCAGAUAUCUGGAGUGUAGGCUGCACUGUGGUAGAGAUGCUGACUCAGCGCCCACCUUGGGCAGAAUUUGAAGCCAUGGCAGCCAUCUUUAAAAUCGCCACCCAGCCCACGAACCCUGUGUUACCGGCACAUGUGUCAGAUCACUGCCGUGACUUCCUAAAACGUAUCUUUGUGGAGACCAAACAGCGGCCAGCUGCAGAAGAACUGCUACGCCACAUUUUUGUGCACUAGUUCCUCCCCAAAGCCCUGCCCUCAAGCUCUGCCCUUUCUGUAUCUGGCCACCCUUCCUCUAAUCUGAAAAAAAAUAGAAAAAAGGAAAAAAAAAAAAAAAAAAAAAAACUAAACCAGAAAACACUUUGAUCUGUCAGGGUUUCUUGUGUGUUUGCUCUUAUGGUUCUGACGGACUGAAUGGAUACGUUGCACCUUAGUUUCACAGCUGGGUAAGUGCCCAUAAAGACAAAAGGACAAAAGUCUUUGUAUUUUUUUUUUCAUUAAUGUUAUUCUAUCUUACGAUUGUGGACUUGGAAUUUGUGCUUUUAAUCCAGUAGUAUUCUGGAUCUGUGGGGGGGGGUGAGAGAGAUGAUCUGGUUUGGUUCUGAAGUGGUCCAGAAUGUACCGGUGAACACUGCGCUUUGGUUUCUGAGAAAGCUGCUAAGAUGGGUGUGAGGAACUCUGUCUUCACAGGCUUCUGCUAUACCUUCAGUGUCCAUAUGGAACAUAAAUGAAACAAAGGUUGAGUAGCAAAAUUUGUGUUUAGUCUCAGUCCAGGUGUCAGAGAGCUCCAUAACCCACCGAAUUCUAUUACAUAAGACCAACGUCCUGCCCUGACGACUGUUUGAUUUGUGUUUUUCCCCCCUCUGUCUACUUAUGUGUCCUCUACACUUCUAGUGUGUGUUUCUGGCAGUCACCUUUUGCUUUAUGCCUGAAAAGUCUUUUCAUUAUUUACUGAAUAUUUGCGUGCAUAUCAGAUUUAUCUUUUGCACCGUUCAGAGAUGUGGGAGUUUUCUUUCGUUACAGGAACCCAGGAGAUGGUUUCUCCUGGUUAUGACUGUGGCUUAUUGCCUUUUCUCGUCUGCAGUUGGCCAUCAGUUGGUCAGAAUGCAACAGAUUGCUACAGGCAUCCGUUGGGUAACGAGGUACUCAGUGAACCAAAGUUGAACCUAGGCCAUACUGGCAUUAGUGCCUCAGCUGAGCCAAAAGUAAAUUUUUUUUUUUGGGGGGUAGUCAACCCAAAUGAAAAGUGGUUGGUACCUGAGAAGUGCUUUUCUGAAGUGGAGCCUACAUGGUCUUGGUUCCUUUAUGGGCUUUGGUGUAAUAUAGCCUCUUUGUCUCACACUCCGAGAUGGUGAACAUGGUCACUGUCUUCUUUCUGCUCCAAGUCUGAUUUUUGAAUCUUCUUGCUAAAGAACGAACCAUAACUCAGUUACACAUGCAGUGUAUCAGGUUCUCACUCCAGCCUCUGAAGUUUACAGUAAGGUUUGACAUGGAAGUAAGAAUUUUUUUCACAAUACUGUAUGGACCAGGGAGCAGCCAGCCUCAUCAUCUCUCACCUCGCUCACACUUCAACAGUGCCAAUCACUAUACUUCUAUCAGUACUGUUAUUUCUAUUGUUCUUAUUGUUAUGAUCCUAUUACUUUGCUUUUAUGAAUAGUGAUAAUGAGAAGGAGGGUCCAUGCUGGGUCCUAUGUUGAGAUUAUUGAGAAGCAAAGCGUUUGACUACAAUCAAUUCCUUCUCCUAUCGGAGAAAAGGCAAAAGGAACUAUAAGAAAGCAGCAAAUUGUGUAAAUACUUGGAAGUCUUGUGGGUUUUCUUCGAAGACAAAGCUCUGUCUGGAAUUCUGCCAGCUCUGUGGUCUUGUGUAUAUAGUGUCUUGAUUGAGGGGGAUAUCUCACCCUGUAACACUCUAGGUUUGAAAAUAUUGUUAAAAGCACACCACCAAACAACAACCUAUCAAUCAAACUUGUUUAUAAUGUGGUAAAAUUAGGUAUGUGCACUCCCUAUGCUGUGACCAACAGGAAAUGGUACUAAAACUGUGUUUGCCCUCCUUUGGUAGAUUUGGAUAGAUUCACAGAAUUUCUCACAGCUUCCGAUUCAGCAGUUCUUGUGUCCUUACAUGCAGCAGUUUAAAUAUGUUUGUAAUAUUUGUUCAUUUGUAUAUUUUGCAUGCACUAACAAGUUGAAUUUCCUGCCUAGUUUCAUCAGAUGGUACAGUGCAGUCAGUGGUUACUAAGGGAAAACAAAGGCCCAACUGUUCCCCUCUUGCGGGGGGAGGUCUGUCUAUCAGCCCUGAGAUGUGUGUUGGGAGAAUUUUCCGUUCACUAUUUUGGUCAGGAGGAAGAUAUUCUUACUCAUUUAGAUAUUUAACAAGUUAUUAAGCUGGAUUUUUGUUUACUUCUGUUGAUAUAAAGGUUUUGUGCUAAGGCACAUCAAAUUUAUUGUUUUGUAAAAACUGAAAAGCACUGAAUGGUUUUUGUAAUGCUUACAUGCUACAAUGUGCCAUUUAUGGAUUUUAUAGUUGCUCACUCCAGUAUGAACUGCUUCUUCUAGUUAGAAAAGAGCUGGCUUUGUAAAUAAGAAGCAGAGUUCAAGUCUCCAUUUCUAGCCUAAGAAAAGUAAACAAGGCUCCAAACAAUGUAAGACAUUGAAAAAGUUCUAGCGUCAUGGCACACUGGUGUGGGUUUUUUUAUUAUUUUUUUUUUAUUAAUGUUAUGAGCAUGGACUCAACACUGAAGGAUGAAUACCCACUUUUACUGUUUUACAGGCCAAAACCAGUAGUUUUUGGUGGUGUGCUUCUUGAAGCUUACUAGUAUGAUUUUUUUUUUUUUUUUGUUGAUUGAGUUUAGUAUGUACUGUACAUAUUUUUUCCUAAUGUUGACUUUUGCACAUUUUGAAGACUAUGAUUUGUAUAAUGAUGUAAUUGCUGAUGUAUGCUGGCAGGUGGAGGUGUUUGUGUACUUUGAGUGUCUACAUGUCGUGUGUCCGAGAGAACCUGCUGUGGCUUGGUUAGGGUGUUUUAUUUUUUUAUUUUUUUUUUUUUGAUCUGUGUGACUUUGUGAGGGCUCAGAAGUAGCAGAGCAGUGCAUUCUGGGAGCUCUGCUGUUUUUUAAAAUCAGGAAUGUUAUGUGUCACCUUAAACCUUCACCUUCCAGGUGAUUGUGUCUAAUAGUGUUCCUUCAGACCCAAAGCCUUCUGCCUUGUACUCUUUCACUUGAAUUUAAUGUUGCUUAGGGUUUCAUUCCCAGCACACUGUUUUGUGUAAAGUGCUUAAUGACAGGAGAUUGAGAGAUUACACAUCUUUCUGGAGAUGCAAAACAGCAGCACUCAACUUCACAUGUACACCAAUGCCUUUACAGUAAAGACAUGCUUUGUAGUCAUAGCAUAUGAAUAUCAGAUAAAUAUCAGAUUCAUAUAGACCAGUUUUGUAGUAUCCCAGCACCAUGACUGCUUCUGCUGCGGAGUCCUGAAUGCACUUUUUUGUGUGUAUGUGCGUGUAUACAUUGCGUGUAUGCUGUUCUACCUGUUCCCAGGACACAGCACCCAAAAUGUCCAUGCAUUAUGGAUGUAUGACUUCUGCUGCGGUCGGGGGAGAAAUGUAAAAAUGUAGAAACUCAAUUUUUUUUUAUGGGGGGGUGGGGAAAACACCUGGUACAAAACGUAUAUCCUUCACCUUGUUCUCUAUUGUAAAAGAAGCCAUGUUUAUAAUUAUUUGGUUUGUGACCAAUAAGCCUGUUUAUAUCAAAUCUGUAUAUCAGUGGUACGCAUAUUUUUUUUAAUAUAUUUUCUUUUUUUUUAAUAUAAGAUUUUAUGCAUGAUAAGAGCUGCAAGAAAUGACAGGAAAUGUUUUCAAGUUAAUACUUGACCUCCCAUGUGAUGAUGGGUGGACAUUGAGGACCAGUGCAGUUUAGUGCAGGAGAUCAACAGAGCAUUUAAACCAGCUGGCACU